GGCCACAAGCGCAACUUUUACGCACCGGCAGGAAGAGAAGACAGAGAGGAGAGACGCGACUAUAAGAGGAGGUUUCUGUUUUCUCUCAAUCCACUUCAGCCGAUCCAGUUUCUCAAAGCUUUAAGAGAAUGAUGCUGCAGCACUCGGGUCCCUCGCUGGCUGACAUCAGCUGCUCUGCCCUGGUGCCCUGCCUCUCCCCGCCGGGCACACUCACCCUGGAUGACUUCACCAACUUCACACCCAUCGUGAAAGAGGAGCUCAGGCUGGCCAUCCAGACCAAGCGGCUGUCCAACGGGCUCAGCGCCGACAUCAGCUCGGACGGCGCCAGCUCCAGCUCGGACCGAGGCUUUGAGCAGCACGGCUGUGUUUCCCGAGUCAAGAGAGAGUUGACGUCUGAGGAGCACGACAGGAGGAAGAGGAGGAGGGAGAGGAACAAGAUUGCUGCUGCAAAGUGUCGCAACAAGAAGAAGGAAAAGACUGAAUGUUUGCAGAAGGAAUCAGAGAAGCUGGAGAGCGUCAAUGCUGACCUGAAGGCUCAGAUCGAGGAGCUGAAGCAGCAGAAGCAGCAGUUGGUCUACAUGCUCAACCUGCACCGACCGACCUGCAUCGUCCGAGCCCAGAACGGACAAACACCCGAGGACGAGAGGAACCUCUUCAUCCAGCACAUCAAGGAAAGCACCUUACAACUCCACAACCUCACCUCCACCUCCACCACCUCCUCGUCCACAUCCACCUCCACGGUGGCACCUCUAGACGCAGGACUUCUGACCCUCGACCACAUUCAUUGUACCGGUCAUCAAUAGGUGAUUUUGUGUCAGUUUUCUAAGACUUACAAUGCUUCUACCUGGCGCAGGUGGAGCUGCCACAAAGACUUAUGACCCGAGAAUGACAGUGAAAUAUGACGAAAGCCACCUUGGGAUAACUCCUGGGCCUCAUUCACCGUCCACAAAGCUGCUAGAGAGAGCACCUCCCACUCCCUGAAAUCGUAGCUGCUGAUUGGACAGAAAGUGACAUACAGCGGACAGCACCUUUACAUGCAUUAUGUAUUUCGUUUAAAACAUGACAAACAGUCAGAGCCAAGGAGAGACGAUAGAGCACUAAAAAAAUAUAUAUAUCCAUUGCAGUUUUUUAUUUACUGAUAUUGAAGGAGAUGAGUUAGAUUUAGUGUCUGAAUUUUUGUACCAAAGCGCGAUUUCAAGGUGAUCAAGGCACAUAAUUUCACUGUUCACCCACAAAGAAAGUAGACGCACACUGAUGGGUGAGUGUGUACAGACAUUUGAGUGUGUGUGAGCUACUUAAAAAAAAAGACAUUGUUGUUUGUGCUUAGUGCAUAGAAGAUAGUAUAUUUAUUAUAGUAACUGCUGUAUGACCUGUUAUUGCCGUAUCAACCCUGUCUGCUAGUCAUUUAUACCACAUGAACUACUAAAUCUGCUGCUACUAACCACUCAGGAUCUAUACUGGCUGUAGAAGUCAAAUUCAUGUUUUUUUUUUUAUUGCCUCAUUUAAAAGCAAACAGUAGCAGUCACAUUAAGGAAAUGUAUUUUGCAGGCAGGGAUUAUAUUUCUGCACUUAAGGAAAAAGCAUAGUAAAAUUUAUAAUCCAUAUAUGCAGAUGAUACCUUACUUUUCGUAACAAUUUGAAAUUCGCAGGCAAACAAAAGUGAAGAAAAAAAAUGAUUACUGUAUACAAUUUCACAAAUACACUUUAUCACUGCAUUCCCUCUUAACAGAAACUAGUGUUGCUUAAACAUCUUCUGUGACGAUGAAGCUACACAAGUACGUAUGAGUGUUAUUUUUCAGAUGUGUUGUUUUCUACCUAAAAUCUUGUAUGUUGUAUCGACUGCGCAUUAACUCUGUGCUUCUUUAUGUAAACACCGGAUGCCUCCUUUGGUCUUGACAGAGCAAAACAAAAAAGAUUGUGUUAUUUUUUAAAGAUGUAUUUAUUAAUUCAUGACAUUUGGUUUGGAAGUUGUGUUCACUAGAUAUCAGUAGCUAGGUAUCGGAAGUGUUGCAUCAGCUUUUGGCCCAUUCUCUAACACGUCUGACUCUGAAGUUAUGCAAGAUGAUGUGAUAUUAUACUGUGUGUUAUGAGCUUUAACGGUAUCCAGGCUUCGACGUACUGCCAAACCCCUCCUUCCACUCCCUUUUCCAUUUUCUGGCCUGUUAGAGUGAAAUCACCCCUCAAGGGAAAUGUGGUUUAUUGCGCAAACAGAAACUGAGGAAGUGUAAUACUCGAGAGUUAAGAGGAUAUUUUCUUGUCAAAUACUAUUCAUAAAAUUGAUCCAGCGUGUUAAUCAUUAGCCAUGUAUCUAUGAGGAAGACAUUGAAACCCUCCUCUUCCUCAGUCAUUGCAAUUUGAGCUAAAACAUCAAAAGGGAAACUCUGGUUAUCAGUAUUUGAGUAAUUGUCAAAAAUCCGUAACACUUCACCAAGCAGACUGAGUGUAAAUCAUGUUAGCAUCAUCUUUGUGUGUUAGUGUUAAAGAUUAUCUUAAAGGUGUGUCACUAUUGGGGAAAUAUCCCCGAGUAGUACAUGACAGAAGAGUAAAAAAAAUCUAUGUAUUUUGAUUUUGAGCGGCACAUUAUAAAUGUUCAUGAUGAGGACUGAAGUUUUAUAUUUUCUGUUUGCAUGGUUGAAGUUUCACAGAAGAAGGUUUAUAUUGUUCAUCGUGUGUUAUGUAAGCAAAAAAAAAACAAAACUUUGAAGGUCACACGGUUAAAGAGAUGCAGGCGUCUGCGUGUGUUAGUGUGUAUGUUGUUUUUGUGAUUGAAGUUGUUCGCUGUCUUGUUGCUAGGUUGCUACUGAGCACUGAGUUUGACUCGUAUGUAUUCUAUUGUGCCUACUACUGGAGGCUUUUUUUUUAUUAUUAUUUUUUUUCAUGUAGCCACUUGACUGUCGGAGCAUCAAGCCUGAACAAAUAAACUGUUGGCUGUCAGGUACAACUGCACUGCUACUACCAAUGUGUACUUCCAUCUUCGUGAUCUGUCAAUUUUUGUUUUUGAUACUUUGUUAAAUAAAAAUAUGUAUUGCCAAUGA
Thunnus maccoyii (southern bluefin tuna) is the source of this 3035-nucleotide messenger RNA. RefSeq names its product activating transcription factor 3 (gene atf3). Bases 129 to 803 code for a protein of 224 amino acids. The record is from RefSeq and is a predicted model, not a curated record. Gene Ontology annotation, cellular component: nucleus. Gene Ontology annotation, biological process: regulation of transcription by RNA polymerase II. NCBI's taxonomy places the organism in Eukaryota, Metazoa, Chordata, Actinopteri, Scombriformes, Scombridae. The transcript is spliced from 4 exons. Gene Ontology annotation, molecular function: RNA polymerase II cis-regulatory region sequence-specific DNA binding; DNA-binding transcription factor activity, RNA polymerase II-specific.